UUCUCAUUACCACAAAACUCUUUCACCGAUCUUCUCGUUCCUUUCUUCUCCCGACCUAUCAUUCAUCAUGGGUUCCAAACCCGACCCGGUUGCUCCAACGAACCCGACUCAUCAUGAGAGUAAUGCUGCCAAAGAGAUUCGUUACAGAGGCGUUAGGAAACGUCCAUGGGGAAGAUACGCCGCUGAGAUCCGAGAUCCAGUUAAGAAAACUCGGGUCUGGCUCGGUACGUUCGAUACCGCUCAGCAGGCGGCGCGUGCUUACGACGCAGCAGCGCGUGACUUUCGUGGUUCCAAGGCUAAGACCAAUUUUCCGACGUUUCUUGAACUCAACGGGAAAACGGAUGGUGUUUUCGUUGGUAGUCCUACUCAGAGUAGCACCGUCAUCGACUCUACAUCUCCCACGGCGGCAAGGUUUGUAACACCUCCGCAGCUCGAGCUCAGCUUAGGAGGCGGCGCGUGUCGUCGUAAGAUCCCGCUUGUACGCCCGGUUUACUACUUUAACAUGGCGGCGUAUCCGAGGAAGAUGACGGCGUGUGGUGUCCAGAGCGAGUCUGAAACGUCGUCGGUCGUUGAUUUCGAAGGUGGAGCUGGGAAGAUAUCUCAGCCGUUAGAUCUGGAUCUUAACUUAGCUCCUCCGGCGGAAUAGGCCCGACAUAGUCCGUUAUAGAUGUCUUCUAGAUGACUGAUUUGGUGAGUCCAUUGGAAUAGUGAGAGCUGGAGCCUGGAGGUAUGCUUCUUCGGUUUGCUGGGCAUUUGAGAGUUGGGACUUAACCAUCUAAACCAAGACCGAGCUAGUGUUCCUGCAACUUGAGGAUAUGUUUGAUUCACUACAGUUCCCCUCAUGGUAAUAACUCUUGUUAGUCAAA
Arabidopsis arenosa is the source of this 866-nucleotide messenger RNA. NCBI's taxonomy places the organism in Eukaryota, Viridiplantae, Streptophyta, Magnoliopsida, Brassicales, Brassicaceae. The record is from the annotation of a GenBank genome assembly.